AUGGGAUUCAUCCUAAAUAACACACGACACAUCAAUUUUUUUCAAUUUUCCUCAACUUCCAUCUUAUUUCAAAAAUUACAUCCGGUGUCAAACAACAUCAUUCAAGAAAUAUGUUUAACUUACGAAAUACGUUUACCGAACAAUUACACGGCAUUAAAUGGAGAUUUAGAAGUGAUCAUAAUCGGACUUCAUCGGGAUUAUUCGGAUACAAACGUACAAUUAGAAUUGUUACAAGUUGAAUACGUUAGAAGUGAAAAUAAUAAAAAAAAAAGAAAAGCGGAUGUCAGGGAUAUCGAAAUCGAACCUUCCUUCCAUAAUAGUGCAUUAAUUAAAUUUCUCGAUACGAGAAAUCGAUCUUCGAUUAUUUUAAAUAAUCAAACAAACGAUAAACAUUUCGAUUAUGGAAAAACGCUUAAAUCAUCAUCAUCAUCAUCUUCGUCGAAAGUAAUCAACGAUUCCGGACAAAGUGACAUACCUAAAAUAAAAGUUGAAAAAAAAUGGAAAGUGAUAAGCGCGGCGGAUGUACCUCAAAAGGGUGUCGGUGGUGGUGGUGAUGAUGAUAAUAAUAAUGUAGUUAAAGUUUUUUUUUCGUAUAACGAAGAGGAUUUGAAAAUAGAAGAGGUUGAAUCGAAUCUAUCAAUCGUGGGUUUAGACGUUCGAUGGCCUCCGUCGAUUCUUUCGAUAUCUCCACGUCAUUUAGAAACUUAUCCGAACGUGUCCGUAACGGCUUUACUCCAAUUUACACCCACUAAAUGUUCUCCAAUACAAGGUUCUCCAGUUCCAGAAACGUGGUUGGAUCUUAUUUUUUGCGGUCAUUCUUUGAUCGGAUGUUCUCAUAGGAAUUCAUCUCAUCAUCAGGUAAUUUAUUCUGAACAAAUUCGUGGUUAUCCAAAAAGAAGAGUCGUUGUUUUAAGAUGCGAAUUAUUUGGAACUGCUGGAUAUUUUCUUUUAUCUCUAAGAUCAUCCGUACACACGGGAACCAUAAUCGAAACAAAUAAUAAAAACGCUCACUUGAAGGCCGUUUGGAGCGAACAAUACAUAUUUAAUGUUUAUGCGAGGAGUAUAUUUCCAUGCGACGUACACGGCGGUGGAGUUUCUGUCCUUUUUCAAUAUCCUAAAUGCAUAUUAAACAACGACAGAGUUCGUUUGUUUUAUCGUGCGAGAGCGGAAGUGUCGUCACUCGUACCACCGACGACUCUUCAUUACGUCACAGAACAAAGGAUAAUCAAAGGAAAAUAUAAUUUGCAAUUCGAUUGUGAUUAUUUCAUGGAAAAAUAUUUGGAAUAUUGUUUCGUUUACGUUUCUCAAGCCAUAACCGGUGCCGUUUCUGACGUCAGAAUGGAUUGCGUACCGACUUUACCGAUUUACGAUUCAAAUCCGGGAAAUUGGGGACCUUGGAAUCCAUGGUCUGCGUGCACGACAACUUGCGGUAGUGGUACCAGAAAUAGAUUUAGAUAUUGUGACUCACCACCACCUAAAUACGGUUCGAAAUUUUGCGAGGGUCCAUCCGUUGAAACUGAGAAAUGCGGAAACACGGAUUGGGAUUGCGAAUUUUAUCAAAGUUAUUCUUCAUUGAAUUCAGGAAAUCAAGGUUUAGAAUUUCCGGCAAAUAGACCGGAAGUUGUUGCUGAAGUCGGUCCCGGUUGUCGUUGCGGUUGCGUCAUUCAUUUGGGUGCGGCAAAACCUCGAAGAUUAUUAGCGACAUCAUCUCAAAGUUGUCCCGGAAGGAUAUUUUGGCAAAUUGAGGCGGAUAAAGAACACAGAAUUAAAUUUUCCGUCGAACACUUUAGAUUUCCAUGUGGAUCCCAAUGGUUAAAAAUUCGAGAUGGAGAUUCUCGUUCUGCUACCCUCAUCGGAGAAUUAUCUAGAUCUCACGUGUCUUCGGCUCCUGUUGUUUCUUCCGGUUCGAAACUUCUCGUAGAAUUUUUUUCCGACGAAUUAUUAGCAGGUGGUCAAGAAUGUUGGGGUGGAUUUUUGGCUCACGCACAUCAGACUCCGAUUCCAUUUUCGAAUAUCUCAUCUAUAACUCCUGGAUUUUCCAUAAGUAAAAUAUUACGAAACAUGGAUGUGGCGCCGACCGCGUCGACGAGCUCGUUUUUAAUGCACAGUUUUAUCGGUUUGUUCGCGGUCGUGGUAAUAUUUGUUUCCGGUUGUCUCGGUAUUCAAUACAUAUUACGUUAUAGAAAGUAUCAGUUGGCGGCAGCAGCAGAAGACGCUGAAUCGACCAACGAUGAUUCUCAAGCAAAUCUCGCGGCCGCAAGAAUUUGGACAAAAUCAAACAGCACGCUUUUAUCGGAAGUAAUAUCACUGCAAAGAUUCAAACCCUCGAAUAAAUACAAACACAGUCGAUUAAGAGAAGAAGAACCGGACGUGGAAGAAGAAGAACAAAUAUCGGAAUCGUCGGAGUCUCAACAAGACGAUAAAAAAACUCCAACGUCGAGUUUAAAAACAUUAAAACCGGAUGAAGAUGACGGAUCUCCAUGUUCUAGUCCUUCACAAUAUAGAAAAUCACAAAUGUCGACAAGAUGUUCGGAAGAUGAAAACAGUCAAAGUCAAACAUAUCUCGAUCGAGACAGCAAUAAAACAAGCCGAUCGAUAUCAUCGUUGGAAACGACGACAGAAAAAACAUCCACGACGUUAGACAAUUUAAACAUCAAACAAGGAAUAAGAAAAUUUUUACAACGUCGUCGUUUAAGUUUGUCGUCAUCAUCAAUUAAAAGCGAAACCACUGAUUUUUAUUCUCCUUCGUCGAGCGUGAGAAGCAUAAACAAUAGAAAUCCAAAAGCUAAAAAAGAUAAAAAAAAUUUAGAAAAACUAUUGGCGGGUUCGGAAUUUAGUUUAUCAGAAGAUGCGGAUUUAGAAUUGGAUUAUUACGAUUAUAACGUACAAAAUGCUUCCGCCGUCCCUGAUUCAUACAUUGGAAUGGAUCCGGCAUAUUUGUCGAUUGGGAAGAAGAAGAAGAAGAGGAAGUGGAAGAGAAAGAGGAAGAAGAACGAGAGGAAAAAGAAAAAUUUUUAG
This is a messenger RNA of Pediculus humanus corporis (human body louse), 3018 nucleotides long. RefSeq lists its product as uncharacterized. The transcript is spliced from 13 exons. The record is from RefSeq and is a predicted model, not a curated record. The coding region runs from base 1 to 3018 and encodes 1005 amino acids. Lineage: Eukaryota; Metazoa; Arthropoda; Insecta; Psocodea; Pediculidae. Gene Ontology annotation, cellular component: cell periphery.